UGCUUAGGUGUACCUAAUCUAUAGCUACCUCACAUUGCAACUCGAAUGUUGUAACUUACAUCCCACCCAAAAACCAACAAAUUUCAUAUUAAAAAACAACCGUCAAAAGUGAGGCUGCAUGCAGAAGCUCAGCCUGGUCGAUUAUUUUCUGCCUAUCAAAUAUUCCCUUAACUCUUGAGGCGCGAACCUUCUAAACUGUUACUCACUGCCACAUUUAAGAGGGCGGUCUAGGGUUGAGGGUUCAUGCACUCCAAAAUCUACACCGACCGUAUGAUAUCGUACAUGACAUGACAUGACAUCUAAACAGUCAUCCGAGGAGAAUUAAAAUAUUAAGUUUAAGACUCGAAAAAGAGAGACAGAAGGAUAAGCUAUGGAUGACCAAAAUGUGCCCAAAACUGAGGAUGGCGAGACGCCUUCUCAAGAGAUAGACUUCGUCACCUUAGGAAUGUUUAUUAUAGAUGAAAUUGAAUACCAGCCGCCGCAACCCCCGGUAAGAGACAUCCUCGGCGGCGCCGGCACCUACUCCGCCCUAGGGGCACGGUUGUUCUCACCGCCACCGCUCUCAAACUCCGUAGGUUGGAUCAUCGACAAAGGUUCCGACUUCCCGGAAGCGCUAGAAGACCUCAUAUCCACCUGGGAGACCUCCGUGCUGAUCAGGCCUACGCCCGAGCGUCUUACUACCCGCGGUUGGAAUGGCUAUGACGAGCAUCAGAACCGUGCUUUCCGCUAUAUGACCCCCAAGAAGCGUCUGACCGCCGAGGAUCUAACCCCAACUCUACUCGCCUCCCGCUCCUUUCAUCUCAUCUGCUCGCCGACCCGGUGCCGUGAGCUCGUGACCGAAAUCCGCGCUAGGCGGAGCGGUCUGACCAGCGCAGAUGGUGGCCCAUUACCCAGGCCUAUCUUCAUCUGGGAGCCCGUACCGGAUCUGUGUACUCCGGACGAGCUGCUAAAUUGUACUAAUACCCUCCCUCUUAUCGACGUUAUUAGCCCAAACCACUCUGAGCUAGCCGGUUUCAUGGGCGACUCGGGGCUAGACCCGGACACGGGUGAGAUCAGCACGAAAGCCAUCGAGCGGGCCUGCGAGCAGCUGCUAGGUUCUAUGCCGCUGCAGUCCUUCGCCAUCGUAGUCCGCGCCGGCGAGAAGGGUUGUUACCUAGCGCGGAACGGCGGGCGAAAGCGCAAAGUACCCGGCAAGCAGCCGAAGCGCAAGAAGCCUUCCGCCUUGCUACAUGGCGGCUUACAACCGGACACGGAUAUGGAAGCGCUAUUCGCAGGGCUCCUGCAGGACCCUGAGGGCAUGGUCUCCCGCGAGGAGAUCGAAGUCGACCCAGGUGUAGAGCGCUGGCUCCCCGCAUACCAUACCGGCUCGCCCGACCGCGUCGUCGACCCUACAGGUGGCGGAAAUACCUUCCUCGGCGCCCUAGCCGUCGCCUUGGCAAGGGGGAAGAGCCUCGAAGAGGCAGCCGCAUGGGGCAGCGUCGCAGCUAGCUUUGCCAUCGAGCAAGUCGGCACACCAACGCUAGGCAAAAUCAAAGACAGGAACGAGGACGGAAAACAAGGCGGCGAAACCUGGAACGGAGUCCGUGUCGACGAUAGGUUCGAAGAAUUCAAGGAUAGGCUGGCUUUUACUAGCUAACUAGCGUGACGAAAUACCAAAAAAAGAAAACCGGAAGGAGAGGAAAAGAGAGAGUGCAUGGAUGUAUAGAUGGGUGGGUACCUAAGGUUAGAUGAAUUCAAGGAUAUGAUAUUUAUCUUGCGGAGACGCGGAGGGUAAUAAAAAAACGAGAGCGGGUGCGGCUUGGUAUAGAUCAUCAGUCAAUUAAUCAAUCACGUCAGGGGGCCUGGUAACGGGGACGGUGGUUUUUUUUUCUUCUUUUUUUCUGGUUACGGCUUUUUACCUGUCUAGAGUGGCGACGAAUUCUUAUACUACCAGGUUGAUUAGACUAGAAAUGAGUACCUAUACAAUAUUCUAAGCAUUUGAACCUUUUAGCAUAGUCGUGUUAACCUUUUAGCAUAGUCGUGUUAAAAGUCGAUGGCCGAGUUAUCAGACAAAACAUUUA
Messenger RNA from Daldinia loculata, 2060 nucleotides. RefSeq names its product Ribokinase-like protein. The record is from RefSeq and is a predicted model, not a curated record. The transcript has 2 exons. Lineage: Eukaryota; Fungi; Ascomycota; Sordariomycetes; Xylariales; Hypoxylaceae. Bases 371 to 1636 code for a protein of 421 amino acids.